AUGCCUGCAAACCCCGCCGCCCUGCCAACUUCAAUAAGGAAGCCUCCUGUUCGAAGCAGCGGGCUGCCGCGUGCAUCCAUGGCGUCGCAUCCGUAUGCUCCUCUCGCUCGUUUGUCGAGUGCCGUGGGCGACGGCCCCAAUCAAAAGCGACGGAGCAUGAUGCCCCCAAGCCGUCCGGCCGAUGGCUUUCUUUCGGCGAGCGCGAACCGCAGCGACGGAGCUUCGAAUGGCAAAACGCCUCAGCCGGGACGUGCCCUUACUAGUACUCGUCGAUCGUCUGCUUUUGGCCCGACUGGUGGGCGUCAAUCAACCCUCGCGCCCUCGUACGGAUCCCACACGUUCAAGGAUCCCCGCCCAGUCAAGGUCCCCACUUUUACCAGCCAGUGCAAAGAGAACAUUGCAGGGUACCUGGCCAGUUGUCGGGCACAGUUAUCAUUGAGCGCAAAUUGGCAGGCCUCGCCUACGGCUCGCGAGUUCCAAGAUCUCUUCCGCUUCCUCGCUACCGGGCUUGUUGGCCCGAACUAUCCAUGGGGAAAGAGUUUUGAGAAAGACUGCUUGUCCAUCUUGCGCGACCUUCACUAUCCCGUUCUCGACACCCUCAGCAAGACCGCUGUCACGGCCCCUGGCAGUCACCAAUCUUGGCCUCUCAUCCUCGCCAUGCUCGACUGGAUGGUAGGAUUGUGCAAAGCGCAACAGCGUUGGCAAGAUCCUGCAUCAGUGUCUGAUUCCCUUCUCUGCCGGGCAAGUGAACUGUCUCUUCAGCAUCCCCAGCUUGAAGAGCGAUUGUUCUGGGACUUUGUUUCCGAAACAUACACAGAGUGGUUCGAGAGUGACGUCGAGGAAUUUGGACCUGCUCAGCGACUGCUGGAGGAAGCGUACGAGUAUGAGCGGUUCAUGAGCGACAAGCUCAAGUUCGACAACUUUAUUGAGAAGCACCGCGAGAAAGUCGACAACCUCAACCAUAGGAUCGAAGGAGUGGGUGGGGCGAUAAUGGACCUCGUCCAGCGAACUGCCACGACCCGCCAGCAUCUUGCCAAUGUCGAAGCCGAGGUUGCUGCGCAGAAUUUGUCACCAGAUGAGAUCAGUCGCAUGCAACACGACAAGGUUGCCCUCACACAGCAACUGCAGGACAUAGGUAACAAGAUCGCAGAGGCCAAGCGUCUAUGUCACGACCAGGAGAUGCGCGCAACACAUUGUAUGGAUGAGUGCGACAAACACCUCGAUGCCUACGACCGUCUCGGGGGCAGAAUCGGCACGUUGGGGGUCGCCGCCGACCCUUUGCCAUCCAGCUUUGUUCGCGUCGACUAUUCACUCAACAUGCAUCUUGGCGCCGAAGAUGCUCAAGCGAUUCUGCAGAGUGGGCGCUCAAAACUGGAGACCAUUCGGCCUGCCUUGGACAGCUACGCCCAAGGGUCGCGUGGCCAGGUUGACAAGCUUUGUGAAGAGGAAACAACGCUCGAGCGGAGGCAUCAAGACUUGAUGGAGAGCGUCGACAACAAGCGCGAGGAGGUAGUUCGGCGGCAGAUUCGGUAUGACAAGGAACGCAAGCAGGUCGACGAGCAGAGGGAGAUGCUCAAGGAGGAGAAGAGUGAGCACGGGAUGGCCAUAUCCAAUCUUGAAGCGGAAGUCAGGGGGAAUGGUUUGCCUCAAGGCGGGGUGGUGCAGGCCAAGGCUCGCCUGGACAGGUCAAAGAUGGUGUUCGAUAGCUUGCUACAGAAGACUCAGCAGCUCCAGGUACAAGCCCUCACUGAACUCCUCGGUCACGUCGAGGCCAUAUCGUCGUGCAAAAGUCGCACUGAGGAGAGUCUCGAGUCGGUGAUGCGCUUUGCUGAGCGGCAAGACUGA
Cutaneotrichosporon cavernicola is the source of this 1845-nucleotide messenger RNA. RefSeq lists its product as uncharacterized. The coding region runs from base 1 to 1845 and encodes 614 amino acids. Gene Ontology annotation, cellular component: Ndc80 complex. Gene Ontology annotation, biological process: attachment of mitotic spindle microtubules to kinetochore. Lineage: Eukaryota; Fungi; Basidiomycota; Tremellomycetes; Trichosporonales; Trichosporonaceae. The record is from RefSeq and is a predicted model, not a curated record. The transcript is spliced from 7 exons.